Messenger RNA from Soboliphyme baturini, 426 nucleotides. NCBI's taxonomy places the organism in Eukaryota, Metazoa, Nematoda, Enoplea, Dioctophymatida, Soboliphymatidae. The record is from the annotation of a GenBank genome assembly.
AUGGGCAUUCUAAGGUCGACCAGAAAAGAGCUGCGAGUGAAACUCGCGCUACCCAUGAUCUGCUCCGGAAACUGCCAGGAUAUAGUGGUGAUCCAGAGAGUGGAGAGGACGGCCAUUAUAGUUGAUGUGACCAUCCUGUUAGAAAAAGGGUUGGACACGUUUAACGCGGCUGGGCAACUGAAGACUGAUGACUACGCAGCUGAAGCCGUCAUCUUCUCUCAGCGGGGCUUCCGUGUCGCCACCGAUGUCUUCGUCUUAAAAGGUCUGGGUUCUUGGGAUCCACAAAACUGCAGCGUUCUCUGGCUUUCCGGAGUCUGGUUGCGUUACCUAAGUCUGCUCAACAAGCUUGUCAUCGGGGUCAUCCUCCAGAUUUCGUCUCUAAACGGAAGCAUCUGCAUUUCUUUCCUCGAACUGGAAAUUUACUGA